GCAAAGAGAGGGUUUCGAGGUGGUGAAUGAGCGCCUUCAUCCCAAAAGAGCCACCCAGCUCCUGCCAGGGGAGCGCUCCGGGAUGGAGGGAGCCAGCAUGCACAAACAGCCUGGUGGAUGGCUCAUGGGAAGGUGGAGAGUACAAAAAAAAUUGUGCCGGGUUUACCCAGGCGUUCGCGUCCUCGGGAGGAGACAGAUGCAGUUCAGCAAAUAAACAGGCACUGGUGGAUGUUGCGAUAAGAAAACUGUGGGACCGGCUGGGGUUGGCAUGACUUGAUGGUGAUUAUUCAACUCAAAAUGUGUACGCUGAGUGCCGGUAGGGAAAAAAAACAAAAUUGCUGUUGAAAGCUCUGUGGUGAUUUAAGUGCUGGUCAAAGUAGGCAGGAAUCUGAUGCUGAAGGAUCUCUCGGUCCCUCUGAAAUGCAGAGGGGAUGGGUAGAGGUGGAGGAGUGGGGGGCACGCCAGGAGUGGCUUUGAGCACCGGGGUCCUGCGCCUCAUCGUGAGAAAAGUGCCUCGGGAGGCGAUGCACGGGAGAGCAGCGCAAGUCCGGGUCUCAUGGGUACGAAGCACCUUCGCUCGGCGUGUGGCACGGUGCUCGCCCGGGGCCGGGGCUGGGGCCGGGCGUGAGUCCCCAGCUGGCACUGGAAGCUGUGACCGUAGUGCUGUACAGCUGAAGAGGAGGCGAGGCUGAAGGCUCACUCCCACCCCAUCAGGAUUUCGUGUUGGUGGGCCUUGCUGAGGGGACAAGGCUCGGGGACAGAGACCAGCCCUGCUCACGCAUCUGUUGCGGUACCCAAAAUCAGACACCGAGACGACCUGUGAAGAAGCUCCAUGAAGGUGACCAGCCAUGCAAUGUUCCUGGAAGGCUGUCCUCCUACUAGCCUUGGCAUCCAUUGCGAUCCAGUACACAGCAAUCCGGACCUUCACCGCCAAGUCCUUCCACAGCUGCCCCAUCCCCAACCCCGUGAACUGCAGCCUGAGCCAGGACCCCGAUGCGGCCGACCGGCUGUGCGAUGAGAGCCCCACGUUCUCGUACAACCUCUCCAGGAAGACGCACGUCCUCAUCCUCGCCACCACCCGCAGCGGCUCCUCGUUUGUCGGGCAGCUGUUUAACCAGCACUUCGAUGUCUUCUAUUUAUUUGAGCCCCUCUACCACGUCCAGUACACCCUGAUCCCAAAGCUGACCCAGAGCAAGAGCACGACGGACAGGCGGGUCAUGCUGGGGGCCAGCCGAGACCUGCUGAGGAGCCUGUAUGACUGCGACCUCUACUUCUUGGAGAACUACAUCAAACCCCAGCCUGUCAACCACACCACUGACCGCCUCUUCCGCAGGGGAGCCAGCAAGGCCCUGUGCUCACCGCCCGUCUGUGAGCCCCUGGGAGCCGUCAAUCUCCAUCUGGAGGAGGGAGACUGCGUGAAGAAGUGCGGGACCUUGAACCUGACGCUGGCCACCGAGUCCUGCAGAGAGCACGGGCACGUGGCCAUCAAAACCGUGCGGGUGCCUGAGGUCAGCGACCUCCGGGCCCUGGUAGAGGACCCGCGGCUGAACUUGAAGGUCAUCCAGCUGGUGAGGGACCCCCGGGGGAUCCUGGCGUCCCGGAGCGAGACCUUCCGGGAUACCUACCGGCUGUGGAGGAUCUGGGACGGCACUGGCAGGAAGCCGUACAACCUGGACGUGACCCAGCUCACCACGGUGUGUGAGGACUUCUGGAACUCCGUGUCCACCGGCCUCAACCGGCCACCGUGGCUCAAAGGCAAGUACAUGCUGGUGCGGUACGAAGACCUGGCCAGGAACCCCAUGAAAAAGACCGAGGAGAUCUACGAUUUCCUGGGCAUCCCCAUGGACAGCAACGUCGAGCACUGGAUACAGAACAACACCCGAGGAGACAGGUCCUCCUCCAAACACAAGUAUGGGACGGUGCGCAACUCGGCGGCGACGGCGGAGAAGUGGCGGUUCCGGCUGUCCUACGAGAUCGUGGCGUUCACCCAGCACGCCUGCCACCAGGUGCUGGCGCAGCUCGGCUACAAAACCGCCGGCUCCGAGGAGGAGCUGAAGAACCUCUCCAUCAGCCUGGUAGAGGAGAGAGACUUCCUGCCCUUCUCCUAAGGCAGCCCCGGGGCGGCCCGGUUUUGAUACGGACUGUUUCUAACUGUUGCCUUAUUUUAUUUUCUUUUGGUUUUUGUUUCCCCUCCUCUUCUCUCUCUCUCUCUCUCGUCUUUUUCUCUCCAAAAUUUGCACUAAACCUUGAGCGGGAAUCUCAACAGCGGAGUCCAAGGGAAGCGACUGCUGCCCCUCAGUACGUUUCGGACACAAGAGGAGUCGGGUCUCUCCAAGCAAGAGCUAGAACUGUGGAUGGAUAACAAUGUUUACAAAACACACAAAAUGUAUAAAACAACCUUCAAGCUUUCCAAACAGAAGGGUACCUGGGGUACUGUACUUUUGCACUGUUUACUUUUACAAUGUAAGAGGUAAAUAUAAAUAUAAUUUAUGAAUGGUGUCAUCCCCUCCAGAGUAACUCCCCUUGCCCCCAAUGAGCAGGUUAGACUGGAAGCUGAACGUGGAACAACCUCCUCGUUUUUGAUCUCGAUGCGACAUGUCUGUCUGUUUAAGUCCUGUUAUUGGGCUGGGCAGUUGGCCGGCUGCUCAUACAUGGUUGUUUGGUAACACCUGUGCUAUUUCUUUGUGCCAAAAACCCACAAAAGAGAUAAAAAAAAAAAAAAAAAAAAAGGAAAAAUAGUGAUUGGGUGGUUUGGUAAAAGCCCAACACAUUUGAUGCUUUAUUUCUGUGUUUUCUGUAAAUAAAAGUGCAAUAAAACUGA
Messenger RNA from Tyto alba (common barn owl), 2821 nucleotides. RefSeq names its product carbohydrate sulfotransferase 1 (gene CHST1). The record is from RefSeq and is a predicted model, not a curated record. Gene Ontology annotation, molecular function: keratan sulfotransferase activity; N-acetylglucosamine 6-O-sulfotransferase activity. NCBI's taxonomy places the organism in Eukaryota, Metazoa, Chordata, Aves, Strigiformes, Tytonidae. The transcript is spliced from 2 exons. Gene Ontology annotation, cellular component: Golgi membrane. The coding region runs from base 849 to 2108 and encodes 419 amino acids. Gene Ontology annotation, biological process: N-acetylglucosamine metabolic process; keratan sulfate proteoglycan metabolic process; carbohydrate metabolic process.